Messenger RNA from Puccinia graminis f. sp. tritici CRL 75-36-700-3, 306 nucleotides. RefSeq lists its product as uncharacterized. The transcript has a single exon. NCBI's taxonomy places the organism in Eukaryota, Fungi, Basidiomycota, Pucciniomycetes, Pucciniales, Pucciniaceae. The record is from RefSeq and is a predicted model, not a curated record. Bases 1 to 306 code for a protein of 101 amino acids.
AUGGAAGACAACCCCCCAACAGUCAUGGAUACCACCUCGACUGCCAAUCCUGAAUCCAUCUUGCCGGAACUCCUAUUAAGAAGACAGCAGCGGUUAGCAAGCUCAGCAAUCCAACGAAAUCUACUCCUUGAAGCGGCAGAAGUCCUUGCCGAUGACACUAAUUACGAAGACUACUUCCCACCUCAUGGAGGAUCGAAACCUGGAAAGAAGCCAAAUCUCCCUUGCCAAUUUGAGUUCAGCUAUAACCAACUCUACAAUCACUAUUUUUCCGAUACACCCCUCUACAACGAAAACUUAUUAAGAUGA